Didymodactylos carnosus is the source of this 2486-nucleotide messenger RNA. The record is from the annotation of a GenBank genome assembly. NCBI's taxonomy places the organism in Eukaryota, Metazoa, Rotifera, Eurotatoria, Philodinida, Philodinidae.
CCCGCCGCCCCGCCCCCCCCGCAUCGGCGAUCUCAGCAGCUGCGCUUGAGCAUAACAAAGAAAUCUGGAGAAAUGGAAUGUUACUUGAAGCUUAUUUAAAUCUAAAAUUUCCAUCCAAUGAAUUUCAGUUCGAAUUUUUAACAUUGUAUGUAUUUUAGUGGCACUAGAGCUGAUGCACUUAGUCGUCAGUCCUCAUAUCAGAUUAGAAUUAAACAAACACAUCAUAUUCGCUUGAGUGGACACACUCAGUUUUCGAAAAGUUACAGGCUAAACUCAAGCAGUAAAACUCUAGAACAAAACUUCUUCAAUAAACAAAGCUCGAAUAGCCAUUAGCUAGCGCCACUGAACUUCAGAAACGUUGAUUACUGCCCUUCAUAUGAUUUCGUCCAGCACAUCCUGUUACAAAAGUUCUCUUUAAAUAGUGAGUCAAGGGACGGAACAUGACGAGCCCAUCUCGCUCGAAAAUUUUUAACAGAUUCUUCGAAAGAGUUAAGUACCAGAUCUCUUAAAAAAGUACGACAUUGUGAAGUCAGAGCGAGUGGAGAAACUGAAAAUAAAAAGAGAGCCAUUCUUUCGACCCUACCCGCUAAAUUUAGAAAAUAACGAAUUUUUUCUAUUUUGUUCGUCUAGUUUCACACCCGACUAGUCUAAUUGGUUUGUCUUUUUGUUGACUCGACCAAAAGAUUGAAUAUACUUCAAGAUAUAUAAAUACGAAAGAAAAACAAACUAAAUAAACGUUUCAGUAUUUUGGACGUAAAUUGGACGCGUUUAGCAAUGGUUGUAAGUAUAAAUGAUGCUAUUUUCUGUGGAUAAAUCAAAUGAGAAGAUCCCGACGAAAGAGUUACGAGAAAGAUUUUAGUAACAAAUUAUACAAGCAUAGGUGACUAUAUUCGGUAGGAUACAUUUGAAACGACUACUUUUAAGUUGCAAAGUGAGUGAUGAAGUUAAAAACAAGUCGAACUACUAAGGAAUGAUUGCAAGAGAUCAGAGAUAUAUUUCAAUUGAACUGAAAAAGGAUUUCUAAAACACUUUAAAAAUGCUGUUUUGAUAUCGGUCUGGAAUAUGAUUUUGUUUUAGUAAAUUGCUGAGAUGAAAAGUCAAUAUAGCAUUAUAAAAAAAACACACAUUUCACUCUGAACACCUGAUAGGCCGAAAACAUUCGAAUUCUUCCUAAUGAGUUUAAGUUUUGAAAAACUAAAACUGUGAGUGGAAUUUGAUAUCCUAGCAAACAACUCUGUAUACUUUAAAAAUACUUUUAAAAUCUUUAUGUAUAUCUAUAGAGUAUCAAUUCCCAGUAUCCAUUUGUCGUACUACCAACGUGUAACUUAUUCAUUGGUAAUUUGUCAACACGAACAACAAGCGAUCAUUUACAACAGAUAUUUCAAAAAUUUGGUCAAGUUAUCGAGUGUGUUAAAACUUGUAAUCAGUAUGGAUAUGUUCGUUUUCAAAGAGAAGACCAAGCGAGAAAAGCAUUGAUUGUAUGUAAUGAAAUAUGUUUAGAUGGAUACAAGAUGCAUGUUGAAUACGCGCAAAACAAUAUUCUUAUUAAUCCUUUGUGGUCGUCAACAUCACAAAGUGUGAAAGAGGCUACAUAUGCAUUACCACAGAUGUACAAUACAACUGGAACCGUGCCAAAACGCUUUGAGUUUGGUUUAUCUAUUGUAAAUAUUCAUACAAAUGUUAAAACAUUUGAUUUAUUGUCAUAUUGUAAUUAUUAUGGUCUAGUUAAAUAUUGCCGAAUAACUGAUAAAAGGGUGGGAUUUGUUUCAUUUAAUGAUGAUCAAUCGACUGAUGCUUUCUUACGAAAUAAUCCACAUCUUCUGAAUGGUCACCAAAUGUCAGCUACAUUUAGACGAAAAAAAUUUCCAAGUAAAUAUAUUGUUCCUCAACGUUUAUUUAUCAGUAGAUUAGAUCCAUUACGUGUGACGAAGAAAGACUUGAGAGAAUAUUUUGAACAAUUUGGUGGACAAAUAAUAACUAUAGACAUAAUCACACAAACUGGACAUGCUUUUCUAACAUUUGAGUAUGAUCGCUAUGUACGAAAAAUAGUUGAUAUGCCCAAUCGUCAUUGUGUUAAUGGUACAUUUUUAUCAGUUAAUCGAUUUGUGUUAUCAAAAUACAGAAUGGUACAAAAGAUGUGGACGACAUCGUCUGGAAAUAAAAUAGAUUACAAUGCAUUAUUAGAAAAAUACGAAGCACUAAGAGAAAUGGAAGAUAAAUGUGAUGUUAGUUGUCAAACAGACGCUGUUGUAGAAAAAGAAACCGUAAACAUGUAUCAGAUAGAAAGAUUUAAUUAUACAAGAAUGGAUACAACUAGUGAAGAGUUGACAGAAAUGGUGUCAAAAAUGAAAGAUGACAAUGCUGAAUUGAAAUGUAUAAUUAAGAAUAUGGAUGCUGAAAGUAAAAUAUUGGUUAAGAAAUUAUAUAAAACUCAAACUGAAAUUGAUCGACUAAAAUUAAUUAUCAAAGAAUUGUUCGAUGAAUAG